ACACCUGCUACAGAAGUAUUAUCUGAUCCUUGUCUUUCCGUAUACCAAGAUAUCAUAUUCAUAAAUUCAUAUAAAUUAUAAAAAUUUAACAUAGGUUCAAAGACAAGAGUUCUAAAAUUUUUUCCAACUUUAUUAAGACAAGUUGAUGUUCUGAUAUGAUCCAGAACAUAUUGCCAACCACUAUAAUAAUUAAAUUUUCCUCUUGUUAAGGUUGUAUCUUCUAAUGUAAAUGUAGACCAUACAUUCUGCAAUUUGAAUGCAUGAUACCAAGAGCGACAUACAAGAGAAGCAUAGUAUCGCUCACGAAUAGUUAAAUACGAAAAUAUCUCUUCCAAAAGUAUGUCAGGUAUUCUAUCCCAACAGCUAAAUACUUUGGAUGACUGUUCAUCUUCCGUAUCUUCUUCCCAAUCUAUAUACAAUGCUGUAAAUGGCAAGUUAAUACAUCCUCGACUCUGUCUAUGUUGGAGCUUAUAUAGUUUAAAGUACGAUUUAUAUAUAUAUAUAUAUAAAAAUUUUUUGAUCUUAACAUUUUACUAGUAAAGAUUUUCAUUUGUAUUAGUUUUCUAAAAUAUAUGUAAGAUUUGUUAACCUUAAUUUUAUUUAUUUCUUUUAUCUCUACACAAUCUAAAAAUAUAAUUAACUUACCUUUAUCUUCCUCGUCAAAUUUCCAACAACCUUUGUUCAUUUUUAAUAUUAACAAAAAUAUAAUGGAUGACUUCACAACGAUAAUUCUUACGAAUUUCGUUUCGAAUUUUUUAUUUAUAAGUAUUUAUUGCGUUAAAAAUACAUUAAGAUAGAAAACAGCUGAUUGAAUAUCGCCAUAUUAUAUACCGAAUACAAGUGCGUAAAAGAAACGAUUGAUGUAAUUUCACUGUAUCUAGUCUAGUUCGAUUUAAUAUAAUCACAUGUAGUUGUUAAAUAUGAAUUUAUAGAACUUCUAUUUAUAAAAAAGGAUUAAUAAAAGAAGUAACUUUCUUUAACUCAUAAAAGAAUAUAAUUCUUUUGAAAAAGAACCUAAAAGUGAUCCUUCAUUUGAACAUUCAGAAAAUUGUUAUAACUAAUAUUACGUUUUUAUUGUAAUUGUGACUCAAUAAAGCUGAUUUAUAUAUAAUUGGUAAAAAUGUUAUCGAUACAGACAUUUAUCUGUGAACAGUAUAUACAAAGAGGUUCUUUUUUAGCAUGUAUUUUAUUGAAAAGAUCAAUAAAUCCGACAGCAAGUAUCAUACAUAUACAAAGAGGAAAAAAGAGUAAAAAUAAUGCCGAGGAUAUAAAUAUAAAUACAUUAUUUCGUCCAGUACCCGUAAAGUCAAAUUCAGAUGAUAUUAAUAUAGGAAGCGAAUUGACUGGUAAUUUGAAUAAAACAGAUUUGUUAAUAGUUUUAAACAAAUUUAUAGAGGCAAGGGAAAUUAAAAGUUUGGCGAUGGAAUGUGGAUUAGAUGAUUAUUUGCAAAAACAAGCAUUUGUAAAAUUCAGGGAAUAUUGUAUUCAGUCUCAAUCAUUACCAGUUGAUCUCCAUAUUACUUUAAGUGACAUUCUUCAACAUGCUGGAAAUGUAACAGAUAUUUAUCCAUAUUUUUUACGUUUUGCUAAAAAAAUGUUUCCACACAUGGAAUGCUUAGAUGAUCUUAAAAAAAUUAGUGAUCUCAGAUCACCUGCUAAUUGGUAUCCAUACGCAAGAGCAAAAACGCGAAAAAUUAUAUUUCAUGCUGGUCCAACAAAUAGUGGUAAAACUUAUCAUGCUUUAGAAAGAUUCAUCAGAGCAAAAAGUGGAGUAUAUUGUGGACCAUUAAAAUUAUUAGUUUCAGAAGUAUAUAAUAAAUGUAAUGAUAUGGGAACUCCUUGUGAUUUAGUAACUGGAGAAGAGAAAAGAUUUGCUCAUAGUUCAGACAAUCCAGCGAAUCAUAUAUCUUGUUCGGUGGAAAUGAUUAACUUAAAUCUUCCUUAUGAGGUUGCAGUAAUUGAUGAAAUUCAAUUAAUUAAAGAUCCUGGGAGAGGGUGGGCAUGGACAAGAGCUCUUCUUGGAAUUUCUGCCGAUGAAAUACAUCUUUGUGGUGAAACAGCUGCAAUAGAUUUAAUAAAUGCUAUAUGUCUCACAACGGGUGAAACUCCAGAAAUUCGAAAAUAUAAACGAUUAACUAAAUUAGAAGUAGAAAAUAAAGCGCUACAAACAUUUAAAAAUAUUCAAUCUAGUGACUGUAUAGUUUGCUUCAAUAAAAAUGAUAUAUUCGCUGUAUCUCGUGAACUAGAAGCAGAAGGAAUAGAAACGGCAAUAAUAUAUGGUAGUUUACCACCAGGAACAAAACUUGCACAAGCUGCUAAGUUUAAUGAUCCAAAUAAUUCUUGUAAAGUAUUAAUAGCAACAAAUGCAAUCGGAAUGGGAUUAAAUUUACAUAUUAGAAGAAUUAUAUUUUACUCUUUAAUACAACCAACAAUAAAUGAAAAGGGAGAAAAAGAAAUGGAUACAAUUUCUGUAUCUACAGCUUUGCAAAUAGCAGGCAGGGCAGGACGUUAUGGCACACAAUGGGAAACAGGCUAUGUCACAACUUAUAAAUCACAGGAUCUUCCAACACUGAAAAAUUUACUCAGUCAGCAACCUGAGACAAUCACUCAAGCUGGUCUUCAUCCAACAUCAGAUCAAAUCGAAUUAUAUGCUUAUCACUUACCAAACACACCAUUGUCAAAUCUUGUGGAUAUUUUUAUAACUCUAUCUAUAGUUGAUGAUUCUUUAUACUUUAUGUGUAAUACAGAAGAUUUUAAGUUCCUUGCCGAUAUGAUACAACAUGUUCCUUUGCCAUUACGUGCGCGAUACGUAUUCUGUUGUGCACCAAUUAAUAAAAAACUUCCAUUUUCAUGUGCUAUGUUCCUAAAGUUUGCCCGUCAAUAUAGUAAAAAUGAUAAAAUUACCUUUAAUUGGUUAUGCAAACAUAUUGGUUGGCCAUUUUCAACACCUAAAUCUAUACUUGAUCUUGUUCAUCUGGAAGCUGUGUUUGAUGUUAUGGAUUUAUAUCUUUGGUUAAGUUAUCGGUUUAUGGAUUUAUUCCCUGAUGCUACUAUAGUACGAGAUGUUCAGCAAGAAUUAGACUCACUUAUCCAAAGUGGAGUACUUCAGUUGACACAAUUAUUAAAUAAUUCUGCAACAGAAGGGACAAGCGCAGAAGCAUCUAUUUCAGAAAUGGAUCAAUUUUAUUUACAAACACAGAAAAAUAAUUUUUACAAAGGAAAUAAGGAAACUGAUAAACAUAAACCCUCUCUACCUAUAAGGAAGGGUAAAUUAACAGAAAGAUUAUUGGCAGAAGGUUUGCUAACACCACAAAUGUUACAAGAACUUCAAAAUGAAUGGGCCAAAAAGAAAAAAUAAAGUUAUUUUUUAUACAAAAUUAAUUAACGAAAUCUUAUGUUAAAUUUUUUGGUAUAAAAAGUUAAGUCUAUCAUUGUACAUUAUUCAAUCUUCUUGAGAUAGUUCUAAACGAAAAUUUGUUUUAAAAAAUGUCGUAAAAGAAAAAAAAGAAAAAAGAAUUUUCUUCUUUUGAUUGAACAAAUA
Molecule: messenger RNA, 3541 nt
Organism: Vespa velutina
Lineage: Eukaryota; Metazoa; Arthropoda; Insecta; Hymenoptera; Vespidae
Gene: Suv3
Product: ATP-dependent RNA helicase SUV3 homolog, mitochondrial
Exons: 15
Coding region: 1121-3358 (745 amino acids)
Biological process (GO): RNA catabolic process; mitochondrial RNA 3'-end processing
Cellular component (GO): mitochondrial degradosome
Molecular function (GO): RNA helicase activity; hydrolase activity, acting on acid anhydrides; ATP binding
Source: RefSeq, a predicted model, not a curated record